AUGCGAAAUCAUUUAGUUGAUAUAUUGGGAGUUGACUUAGCGGAAGCAUUGCGGGAAGAAGAAGGCCAUGGUUGCGCAAGGAGGGAGUUGCGUUUUGAUAGUGAGAAUUCAAUUUUGGAGGAAUUGAUGUUGGUAUUGCAAGUCACUUUUGGAGCAAUUGAUGCUGGGAUUGGUGGUGUUGGUAAUGAUGAUGAUGAUGAUGCUGUAUGUGGUAAUGAGGAGGGAUUUCAGAGUGAGCAUGGUUAUAGAGAAGGGGAUGAGGAGGAAAUUGAAGAGGGAUCAGAAGAUGAUGGAGAUGAAUGGGGGUCUGAUAGUGAGGGAGAGGAAGGGUGGUCAGAUUCUGAGGAAGUAGAAGAGGAGGAAGGAGGUGAAGAUGGAGGUGCAGUGGCAGAAAGUUCUACUUUCAUAACCCCGAAGAAGAACCCCGUACUGGUUAGCACAGUAUUUGGUGUGGAAGAGGAAGUACCAGCCCCGAGUGUGGGUAUGGUAUUUGGUAGUUGGGAUGAGGUUGAUAGUUAUUUUUGGAGUUAUGCUAGGCAAAAGGGGUUUGGUAUAGUGAGGGCUGUUGCUGGGUUUGACAAGGUGAAGAGUGAUGUGGGGGAUGGAACGUUUUGUAAGCAGAAGAGGAAUGCAAAGUGGACGUGUGACUGCUACGGAAGACCCUCCAGGAAGCGUAAAGUAGAUGUACUUAAGGAAGGGUUGUUGCAUGAUGAGGAAACAGUUGUGAAGCGGAAGACGAAAAAGUGUGGGUGUGAGGUGGAGUUGUAUGCUAGUGUUGAUGAGGGAGGGAAUUGGGUUGUUCGUAGGGUACACUUGGAGCAAAAAGGUCACAGAGUCACACCGGGGAAGUCAAAGGAUGUAACAAUGUUCAGGAAGCAUGAGUUGAUGUCUAAAAAUGGGCACUUGGUGAACCGAGUGUUUGCUGAAAAACAAAGACUUGAGCUAACUGAGGGUGAUGAGAAUGGAAUGAUAGAGUACUUCAACAAAAUGAGUGCAGACAAUCAAAUUUUUUUCCAUCUUUGUAGGUUUGGUAAAGAUGGUGCAUUACAAGAUGUUGUUUGGGUAGAUGCGAGGUGUAGAGCUGCGUAUGAAGAGUUUGGAGAUGUUGUCUGUUUUGACAGUACAUACUUAACGAACAAAUUUCACCUUCCUUAUGCUUUGUUUGUCGGUGUGAAUCACCACGAGCAGAGUAUACUGUUUGGCUGUGCAUUGAUCUCUCGGGAGACGGCAGAGACCUACGAGUGGGUGCUGAGGACAUGGCUACAUUGCAUGGGAGGCAAAGCUCCUACCUCGAUCCUGACGGAUCAAGAUCCGGCUAUUAGGAAAGCUGUGCAUAUAACCAUGCGUGACACUUGUCAUAGGUGGUGCAUUUGGCACAUCCUUCAAAAGUUUUGGAAGUACGUGGGUAAGCAUGAGCAAUAUGAUGCUGUGAAGGAUGAGUUUGAGAAUAUCAUAUACGGUAGUUUAGAUGCAGAAGAAUUUGUAGCUCGUUGGAUAGAUGCAAUGGAGUAUUAUGAACUACAAGAAAACAGUCUAUUUGAGGAAAGGGAGAUGUGGAUCCCAGUAUAUUUGAAACAUUUGUUCUGGGCGAGGAUGAAAACAACACAGCGUUCGGAAAGCUUCAAUCAUUUUUUCAAAGGUUAUGUUGACAAGAACACAACCUUGUCUGAGUUUGUGCUUCGCUACUGUGAUGCUAUGACCAUAAGGGCUGAGGCCGAAAGAGUUGCUGACUCUAAUACGAUCCGCUACAUGAGGCAUUUAAAGACGGACUUUUGUUUGUAA
Messenger RNA from Chenopodium quinoa (quinoa), 1782 nucleotides. RefSeq names its product protein FAR-RED IMPAIRED RESPONSE 1-like. Bases 1 to 1782 code for a protein of 593 amino acids. Gene Ontology annotation, biological process: regulation of DNA-templated transcription. Lineage: Eukaryota; Viridiplantae; Streptophyta; Magnoliopsida; Caryophyllales; Amaranthaceae. The record is from RefSeq and is a predicted model, not a curated record. The transcript has 5 exons.